Molecule: messenger RNA, 2334 nt
Organism: Tetrahymena thermophila SB210
Lineage: Eukaryota; Ciliophora; Oligohymenophorea; Hymenostomatida; Tetrahymenidae
Product: acyl-CoA dehydrogenase family protein
Exons: 7
Cellular component (GO): mitochondrion
Molecular function (GO): flavin adenine dinucleotide binding; oxidoreductase activity, acting on the CH-CH group of donors
Source: RefSeq, a predicted model, not a curated record
AUGGACACUACCGAAGUUAGAAAAAAUCAUCAAUUUGACUCUGUUUAAUUGAGAACAUAUUUUGAUAAAAUUUUAUACAACGAAAAUACUAACGGAUAAGUUCAUCCAAUAGAAAUCAAGCAAUUUUCACAUGGACAAUCUAAUCCUACAUUUUAUAUUAAUUACAGAAACGAAGAAUACGUUUUAAGAAAAAAACCUCCAGGCAAGCUUCUUAAAGGAGCUCAUUUAGUUGAUAGAGAAUUCAAAAUUAUUUCUGCUCUUCAUAAAGCAAACUUCCCAGUAGCUAAACCCAUAUUAUACUGCAGUGACCCUUAAAUAAUAGGUACUGAAUUCUACGUAAUGAGCUAUGUUAGAGGAAGAAUUUUUAGAGCUGAUAACAUAGAUUUAAAGGGCUUAAUUCCAGAUGAAAGAAGAGAGAUAUAUAGAGAAUUACUUGAUGUUUUAGUAAGACUUCAUAAGUUAGAUCCAUAUUAAAUUGGGCUUGGAGACUUAUCUGCAAAUCCUGAAGCUUACUAUGAUAAGCAAAUUGAAACUUGGAGCCGCAAUUAUAAGUUAGCUGAAACUGAUCCUAUAAAGGAUAUGGAUGAUGUGAUUGAAUGGCUACCUAAUAAUAAACCUGUUAAAACUGCUGACAAUUCUAAAAUCAGUAUAGUCCAUGGUGAUUACAGAUUAGAUAAUGUUAUUUUCCAUCCUACUGAACCCAGAAUCUUAGCUGUUCUUGAUUGGGAACUUACUGCUUUAGGCAAUCCUAUUGCUGAUGCUGCUUACACUUGUAUGGCUUACUAUUCCUACCCAUCAAUCCUUGGCUUUGGUAAAUUAGAUUUUACUUAUCAUGGCAUUCCUCAUGAGUUCACUAUUCGUUAAACUUAUUGCGAAAAAAUGGGUUUAUAAGAAAUUUCUGAUAAAGACUGGUACUUCUAUCUGUGUUUCUCCUUUUUUAGAUUAGCAGCAAUCAGCUAAGGAGUUUUCAGAAGAUCUUAACUUGGAAACGCCAGCAGUACAAAUGCCGGUUUAUAUCAUAAAAAUGCAAAAUUCCUUGCAAACAGAUGCAAGUUAAUGAUUAAGAAAAGUACUGGUGAAAUUCCUCCUAAUCCCAAGCUCCAGGGAAUUUUCAAUAACUUCUCUGCAAAAUAUAAAGAACUUGAAAGAAAAUUAAUCAUUUUUAUGGACAAGUAUAUUUAUCCAAAUGAAUAAACCUACUAUAACUAGAUUUCUGAAGACAAAAAGUUAAGAUGGUAAACAGUUCCUCCUGUAUUAAAAUAACUUCAAGAAAAAGCUAAAGCUUAAGGACUUUGGAAUCUCUUCCUCCCUUCUGUUUCAGGCUUAACUAACCUCGAAUAUGCUCCUCUUUGUGAAAUUAUGGGAAGAUCUUUCUUAGCUCCAGUAGUUUUCAAUUGUAGUGCACCUGAUACAGGCAACAUGGAAGUAUUACACUUAUAUGGAACAAAAGAAUAAAAGAAACAAUGGUUAGAACCUUUGUUAAAUGGUGAAAUAAGAUCUAUGUAUGGCAUGACAGAACCUGCAGUAGCCUCAUCAGAUGCUACUAAUAUGAGUUUAUAAAUAAGCAGAUGUCCUAAAGAGCCUGAAAAUUUCUACAUUGUAAAUGGACGCAAGUGGUGGAGUUCAGGUGCUGGAGAUCCUCAUUGCAAGGUAGCUAUCGUUAUGGGUGUUACUCCUAAUCCUAAGAAACGUAGACACGAAUAACACUCUUAAAUUUUGGUACCUAUGGAUGCACCUGGAGUUAAGAUUCUAAGACCCUUAUAAGUUUUUGGAAUUGAUGAUGCUCCUCAUGGCCAUAUGGAAAUCGAUUUCUAAAAUGUAAGAGUACCUGCUUCAAACAUGAUUCUUGGAGAAGGAAGAGGAUUUGAAAUUUCUCAAGGAAGACUUGGACCUGGUAGAAUCCAUCAUUGUAUGAGAUUAAUUGGCUUGAUGGAAAGAUGCUAUGAUUCAAUGUGUGAUAGAGUUGGAAGAAGAUCUACAUUUGGCAAAUAACUUAAGGACAAUGAUAAUGUACUUUAAAUCAUAGGUGAUUGCAGAUGUAAAAUAGAUUAAGCUAGAUUAUUAACUUUAAAUGCUGCUAGAAUGAUUGAUACAGUUGGUGCCAAAAAUGCUAGAAUAGAAAUUAGUAUGAUUAAGAUUGUUGCUCCUAGGGUUGCUUGUGAAGUUAUUGAUGCCGCUAUCUAAAUUCACGGUGGAGCAGGUGUAUCUUAGGAUCACCAUCUAGCAUAAGCUUAUAUUAAUGCUCGUACACUUAGAUUAGCUGAUGGACCUGAUGAAGUACAUUUAAUGGCCGUUGCUAAGUCUGAAUUGCAAAGAUAUCAUCCAAGACUUUGA